AAGAACAUUACAUUUGUGUGCUCUUAAAAUUUAAUCUAAUCUAAAUGGCAAUAUGGGAAUGGGUAAGGGGAUGGGUGUGUAUUUAUUUAUUUUGGUUUAACGGGGCUUUUUCUAGAUAAGAAAAUAAGAUACCUGGCUCCAAAGAAGGUGGCGAGGAGAGCCCAACCUCCUCCACCAUCCCCCAGCCCCACAGAGGCCCCAGCCCACCUGAGGCUUUCCCCUGAGCAUCAGCAGUGUCCGAUUCAGCAGCUCGAGGGCCUGGAUGGGUGGCAGAUGGGAAGGUGGGGAGGGAGAGCUGACAUUUAUUGGGGGCCUUUUCUCUGCCAGCCGCAUUUCAUGUGUUGUCUCAGUUCUCACACCAGCCCUGUGUUGGAAGGGUUAUGAUUUCCAUUCCACAGCCAUGGGGGCAGCCGGAGGUGCUGGAGUCCAGGGAGCUCACCAACCCUGCAUGAGAAGCCCCUGAUCCGUCCGUCCCUGCGGCCUGCUCCCUUCGCCCUCCACUCUGCUUGCCCAGGAGGUAGCAUGCCAUCCGGCACUUUAUGCGGAACCCUGAUGGCAGGAGGAAGGGCACUUGUUGAAAACCACCCUCCUGAUUAGACAUUGGUACUUUACAGGGCAUCUGUGAAGUGGGCAGAGCAAGGCAAAUGUACCCAUUGGAGAGAAGACGACAGGCCCCAGAGGGGAGUGGCUGCAGAGGCCACCCAGCGGUGAGUGCCGGGGCUGGACCCCUGCCCCACCCCCUCCUCCCUGCCUCCCUCUGCAUCUCUCUUUGGAGAUGAUGGAGGAAAGUAAAGAAAGGGAGCCAGACAGUUGUGCCAACAGAACUCCUCCGUGGAGUGUCUGAUUACUUACGAUCACGCAUACUCUCUCGCGCUAAACAUUUAUUAAUGUGUUAGGAUUUCCAUUAGCGCGUUACUUGAACUGAAAUCAUUUGCAUAUGGCUGGGAAAAAGAGGGGAGAGGGAGAAAACAGCCCCAGCCACCCAACAGACGUCAAUCACAGUGACAGAUCAGAUGGUCCAUGGCUAGAAGCAGGGGGAGGGGCCCAGCCUGAAACUCCAGCUCGCGUCCUCUCAGCCAAAUAACACAAAAUGAGGCUGUGCUGUGCCAGGUUCUGCUGCCACAGGGAAGCUACACUGGAGCCCUGAGUCUGAGAGACGAACACCGUAGCUCCCAAUAAAUCAAGUACUUACUGAGUUCCAGACAGCGUGCUAAGCACUUUCUACACAUCAUCUUAUUGAGUUAUUGAGUCCUCAGCAGCCUCCAAGGAUGUCCAUUAUGCAGAUGAUGAAACUGAUGCUCAGUGACGUUCUCUUUUCUUUCAUUCAAUGAAUAUUUAUUGAACCAAGACAGGAUUCACACCCAGGCACAUCCUUUGCACGUAAGCACUACGUUCUGCUGCUCUCCUGUCCCGACUAGGACAGGGUGUUGACCAGGUCCAGUCCUCUCUCCAGGGCUCAGUUUCCCCAUCUGUACAGUAGGGCCUCCUCCAGCUCUGACACUUAGGUUCAUGCCUCAGUUUCCUUCUGAUGAUCCUGGUGACCCCUCACAUGCUACAACGAGGAAGGCGCCACAGGGAUCUUGAGAUGCCCAUUUCACUAAGAGGAGACUGACGUCCGGAAAGAGGAGCAGCUGCACAGCUUGCAAGUGGUUCAGGCUGCAGCCUGAUCCUGACCUCCAAUCUCCAAGUCCUCAACACUGUUCCCCUGUUCUUGGAAGGAGGAAGUAAGGAAACGGGGGAUUGAGUGGCCCAGAGAGAGCCCUGGGCCAGACCUUAGGGGGGCCUGGCUCUAGCCUGGCCUCAGCCAUCUGGGUGUCCCCAUGUACCUCAGUGAGGCCAGCAAAGCCAGGAGCUCCUCAUGGCCCUCCAUCUGCUGGGCAGAUGCCCCUUCUCCAAGCUUGCUGCUAUGGCAGAUACCCCUGACCUUCCACUUGUGGCAGCCCUGCCCUGGGGACAGGUAGGACCCCCGGCAAAGAGGCUACCACUGGGCAGGCUCUCACCCUGGGCGAGGCACUUACCCCAGUACUCCCUGAUACUCUUCCACCCAGACUCCAGAACAUCGUCCUGGAAUGGGAACUUGGUCAUGCCUGUAACCCUCAGUGGCCCCCACUGCCAGCCAGCUAGCACCUGAACUCAGACCUGCCCUCCCUUCCCUGCCAUCUGCUCCCAGGGCCCCAGUGCUUCCACGCGAGCUGGCCCUUCCCUCCCUGGCCUUGACCCAGCAAGCCCCCUGCCUAGAUUGAGGAGCCUCCCAGGCUCCUUCCUGGUCCACCACUUGGUCCUCUGGGCUCCCACAGCACUGGGGCUGGGAGCAAAUCCCCGCCUCUCCUGGUUAUUAGUUUUUCCCAUGGCUGCUGCCCCCUAAGAUCGGGAGCUCUUUGAGGGCAGACACUGUGUAGGCUUCAUCUCAGUGUCCCCAGCACCCAGCCCAGGGCCUGGUGCAUGGGAGGUGUUUGGCAAAUGUUGGGGUAGGAAGAAAAGAGGGAGGGAGGAAGGGCGGGAGGGGGGUGAUGGAAGGAAGGGGAGGAGAGUCAGGCUGUCUUCCCCCUCGACAUUUUCAGCUCAGUCUGAGGCCUCCCUCAGCCGUGGUGACGCAGCCAGGUGAGGCUAAGCCAGAGAGGGGAGGAGGAGGAAGAAGAGGAUGCUGACCAAGCAGCACCUCCAUGCAGAGGCUUAGGAGCUAUUCGCGCGCUGCCCACUAAGCCCUAAUCCUCCCUGGCUGAGUCGGAGCCCUGCGCCUGGGCUCCCAGAGGGCUGUGCUGCGGAAGCCCAAGAUGGCUGGUCUGUCCUCAGAGACAGCCAACCUUGGGCCCCUGUCCCACCCCUUACAGCCCCUCACAGCCCCUCACAGCCUCUCAGCCUGGCUGAGAGGGAGGCCGAGGGGCAGUUGCUCAGAAAGUCACCCACACUUGGGCUUGGCCAUUGGCCUGCUCUGUGCCCCUCUCUGGACCACCUGACAUGGGAGACAAAAUUGCUGGGGGAUUAGACAGCCCAGGUUCAAUGGCCUAGGUUCAAGCCUGGCUCUGCUGAGGAACCUCAAUCCUCUGAGCCCAUUUCCUCAGUGAUCAGAGGAGACCUGACCACUCAGAGAGACCUCCUCACAGGGGUUAGGAGGAGUUGUUCAUUCAUUCAACAAACAUGUGCUGAGCAUCUAUCCUGGGCUGGGAGCUGGGACGCAUUCUCUAGAGAGAUGGGCAGGCAGUCUCUAAGGAGACAAGACCGUUGCAGACAGCGCUAAGUAUGCAGUAGAAAAUGAAUGCAGUGGGGUGGAGGCCCUGGUCUGUAGAAGUGGGGGAUGGGGUCUCUCCAAGGACAUGGGUCACUUGCUGAGACCUGAAUGAGAUUCAGAAGAGGAUAACACUUUCAGCCACACUCACUGAUCACUUACUGGGAACAGAGCAGGAAACAGGCAUGAGAAGAGAGCAGGCUGCACCUAGGCUGUGUGGCUGCAGAGCCUCAGGCCAGAUGUAAGGGUCAGUAUGAAGAGGCCGUGCCCACAAGGGAGGACUAGGAAACCAAAAUUGUAAGGUCUCAAGGUCAGUGAGCUGGGACCGGGUGGGGAAAGCAGGUCAGGUUUACCCUAUAGAUGGGUGUGGAUCCCCAAAGUUUCCUAGUCCCGGCAAACAAGCCUGGAGAGGGGAGGUGGGCCUUCCUGGGCUCUUAGGGUGACUCAGAGCCACAGGCUAGAGCCCAGUGCUACCCCCUGCCCUCAGGGCCACCACUGCUGCCCCAGGCCUGUGUGACUCAGUGAGGGCCUUUUCCACGACCCCAGCACAACCCUUUUUCCGUCAUUUAUUUUUACAUGGCGCCAGUAACUGGCAAUCCUUCCUGAGAGCUGUCUUUGGUGUGGGAGGGAGGCGUGGCCAGGCAGGUAUAGCCCAGCUGUCACUGGUUUGUCACGUGACCUGGGCAGCUCACUGCGAACUCUGGGCCUCAAUCUUCCCACUUGCAAAAUGCAGCAGGGGAGGGUCAGAGUAGGUGACUUCUAAUGACCUUCCAGCUCCCUUCAUGAGCUUGUUGCUCUGAACACAGAGCACUUUUCAUUUAAAAGAAAACUAUUUGUCAUGCCUUACAGAAUACAGAGCACGGUCACUUCGGUGAUGGCCUUUAAUUCCCCAUCACCUCAUCCUGUGAGGGUGGGAUUAUUAAACUCUUACAGAGGAGGAACCUGAGACUUAGAGAGGGGAAGUACUUACUGAGAUAACCUAGAUCCGGUAACUCAGUCCACAGAUAUUUAUUGAGCACCUACUAUGUGCCAGGCCCUGGGAGUGCAUCAGUGAACAAACUGACAGAAAUCCCAGCUCUUCUUCCCCAGGGGAAACUAUUUACAACACUCCUGCCACAUGCCAGACUCCAUGCCGGGCUCUGGGGACCCUGUGUGAACAAGACAGACCUAGCCCACCCUUGUAGUGUCAUGUUACAGCCUGGGAGAUGGACAAAAACCAUGUGAACAGAACAUGAAUACGAAGCUUCCAGGCUGUCAUAAGCAUUAGGAGGUGACAGGCAAAGUGCUGAGAUCCAGGGCUCAGCCAGGGUGGAGCUGUGUGUUGGCCACUCUGGACUUAGGGAAUCCAGUGCUCCCCCGUCUGUCUGGCUACCAGGGGCCACGGCAGAAUCAAACCCUCCACCUUGACCUCAUUAGCACUAGGCCUAAUCACUGGGCCAAGCGCCUUAAACUGCAAGAGGUCGCACCCCACUAGCCUUGCCAGGCCACCCCCUGCACUCAUUCCACCAACAAACAUUUCGUCAGCCUUCCAUGUGCCAAACCCUGACAGCACCCAGGACGGAGGGGUCUGGUCCCCAGGUGCGCUGGAGGGAAGGGAGGCAUCUUUCUGAAGCAGAUAGACCCAGGAAUCUCAGGGGAAGAGAGACUGGGUGAGAGAGAGCUUAAGGGAUAGAAGUCUUGUGGACAGGGACACUUCCCUGGCCAGCCUUGAAUCCCCAGCUUCAGGGCCUUUGCACUUGCUGUUUUCUCUGCCUGGACAUCUCCACUCCCUAGAUCCUCCAGGGCUGCCCUCUUCCAUCACUGAGUUCCCAGUUCAAACUUCACCUUCUCAGAGAAGCCUUCCCAGGCUGCUCUAGAUAACAGAGUAUUGGGAGCAGGUCACGAUCUGAAUUUUUCUUAUUGUUAUUUGUUUCAUUACCUGUUUGUGGGGCCUCCUGCCCCCACAGAAUGACACUUCCUGCCAGCAGGGCUUGAUCCUUCUUGUCCACUGUGUGCCCUAGAACCAAGCACUUUGUUUGGAACCUGCUCGAUACACAUUUGUGGCUAGAUUGUGGUCAUCAUGCCAGGCACACCCAGCUACCCCACUUCAUUCUGGGAGGUAUCAUCAUGCUCCUGUUACAGGUUGGGGGAGCCUGUCAGUGUCAAGCCUCUUUUUGCCCCCAGAGCUCAUCCUGCUGUCCCAGGACUGGCCCUCAUGGGGUUACCUGUCACAGAGCAUCCAAGGUCCCCUGUUCCACCCCAGCCUGACCAGAUGUCCCCAGACAUACCCCGUGUGCAGCAGUGUCCAACAGUCCUGUUUCCAGGGUCCACCUCCCCUUACACUGACUCCCCAGGAGGCUGGGGCCACACCCACCUUGCUCACUGCAGUGAGCCAGCGCACAGCACGGAGCUUGGCACGCAGUCUGCCUCCUGGCUGCAGAGCCAUGCUUUCGAGCCCUGAGAGCCUCUGUCCUGUCCCUGCUUUAGUCACCCUCUCCCUGGGCCCCUCCUCCAUCCAUCUUUGGUGGCAUCUGAGCCACCUUUCUGUCCCCAAGAUCUGCCUGAGGCACUGCCUACUGCCCACUGCCCUCUGGAUGAAGCCGGGUUCCUCAGCUUGGCAUCAAGACCCAUCAGAGCUGGCCCCAACCCAUGCGUGGCCACACCACAGAUGGGCCUCAGGCCUCUGCCCAGCCUCUGUCUUCAGUCUGUGCCGUCUUCCCCACUUGGCAACCUGGCAAAGUGCUCCCGUCCCUCAGAGACCCAGACCCUGACACCUCCCCCAGGCAGGCAGCCUCCCCUCCCAGGCCCAGGAUCUGUCCUUCUCACAUCAGAGUCCUCCUCAGCCUAAGCUCCUCCUUUCUUGAUCUUUGUGUCCCCAGGGGCCUGCACAUAAAUGUUUGAUGAACCGGUGACUUCCAAUUCAAUGCACCAAGUGCUAAUUGAGCUCCUGAGCUAUGCCAGGCUGUGUGUCUCGCACAGGGAAUGCCAAAGUUGGCAGCAUACGGCCCCUGCCCUUAUGUGAAGCUCAUAAUCUGGCGAGAUGGGCUAGUGUCAGUGUCCAGUGACUGGAUGAGCCAGGAGGAGACUGAGGUGGGGAAGGAAUAGGUAAGGGGCUGAGUGAGGGGAGGAGAGCCUCUGCCCUCCGGAAGCUCCUGGUCCUGUCAAGAGGAAGAUGUCAGCUCGUACUAAGCCGGAGGAAAGUGGGCCUGGAGUCAGAGGUCGUGAUGCCAGGCCAAGACCACCAGGCUGAGGUGGGCAGAGAUUCCUGGAGGACAGAAGAGUUGGGGGCCGGCCUCCUGCCCUUUCCCAGGGUCCCCAACGCCUCCCCUCCCUGACCCUAGGCUUCUACCUAGAGUGACCUUGGCCCCUCACGGAAGCCAAUUAGGCCCCAGUUACAGCAGCGGUGAUUAAUAUGAUUAAUAACGCCCCCAAUCUCCCAGGUGCUGAUUCAGCCAGGAGCUUAGGGAGGGGAGGUCACUUUAUAAGGCCCUGGGGGGGGUCAGAGCCUGGAGUCGUCCAGCCUGAGCCCUGGGUGGCCGAGCUCAGGCCUCAGCAGUAUUCUUGGGUCGGAGACGCCCACGGGGCAGCCACAAGGGCCGCAGCCAUGAACGGGACGGAGGGCCCGAACUUCUACGUGCCCUUCUCCAACAAGACGGGCGUGGUGCGCAGCCCCUUCGAGUACCCGCAGUACUACCUGGCCGAGCCGUGGCAGUUCUCCAUGCUGGCCGCCUACAUGUUCCUGCUGAUUGUGCUCGGUUUCCCCAUCAACUUCCUCACUCUCUACGUCACGGUCCAGCACAAAAAGCUGCGCACGCCUCUCAACUACAUCCUGCUCAACCUGGCUGUGGCCGACCUCUUCAUGGUCUUCGGCGGCUUCACCACCACCCUCUACACUUCUCUGCACGGAUACUUCGUCUUCGGGCCCACGGGAUGCAAUGUGGAGGGCUUCUUUGCCACUCUGGGCGGUGAAAUUGCACUGUGGUCCUUAGUGGUCCUGGCCAUUGAGCGGUACGUGGUGGUGUGUAAGCCCAUGAGCAACUUCCGCUUCGGGGAGAACCACGCCAUUAUGGGCGUUGCCUUCACCUGGGUCAUGGCACUGGCCUGUGCUGCACCCCCCCUCGUCGGCUGGUCCAGGUACAUCCCAGAGGGCAUGCAGUGCUCAUGCGGGAUUGACUACUACACUCUCAAGCCAGAGGUCAACAAUGAAUCCUUCGUCAUCUAUAUGUUCGUGGUCCACUUCACCAUCCCCUUGAUCGUCAUCUUCUUCUGCUACGGGCAGCUGGUCUUCACAGUCAAGGAGGCAGCUGCCCAGCAACAGGAGUCAGCCACCACCCAGAAGGCCGAGAAGGAGGUCACGCGCAUGGUCAUCAUCAUGGUCAUUGCUUUCCUGAUCUGCUGGGUGCCCUAUGCCAGUGUGGCAUUCUACAUCUUCACUCACCAGGGCUCCAACUUUGGCCCCAUCUUCAUGACCCUCCCGGCCUUCUUUGCCAAGAGCGCCGCCAUCUACAACCCCGUCAUCUAUAUCAUGAUGAACAAGCAGUUCCGGAACUGCAUGAUCACCACCCUCUGCUGCGGCAAGAACCCGCUGGGUGACGACGAGGCCUCCACCACUGCCUCCAAGACGGAGACCAGCCAGGUGGCACCAGCCUAAGGCCUGCCAAGGACUCUGUGGCCACUCUAGGAGCCUCCCAUCCCCCACACCCACCCACAGCCACCGCCGCCCCACCAGGAGCCAUGCCUGUCGGAACCAGGUCCCAUAGGCUCCCUGAAUUUAAACAAAUAAUAAUAAUAAUAAUUAACGAGAGAAAAAUGAGGCUCCCCUCUUGGCCGGGACGGCCCAAUCUGGAGCCCUGAGUUCCCAGGGGCCGGUGGGAUCUGUACCCCUCUUCCCCCCAGCUCAUCUCUCAGGAACACAGAACUGUUGCUCUCUGGGAAAGUGUCCCAGCUUAGGGAUAAGUGUCUAGCGCAGACUGGGGCACACAGUAGUGCUUAAUAACUGCUAGAUGGAUGAGGGAAGGGAUGAAUGGAGGCAUGAAUGAAGGGAUGAAUGGGCAGGGAGAGCGCACCUGUCCUCUCAAACCCACCUUCCCAGCAGCAGCUCAUCCUCCACUGCUGACCCUGAGCAAUAGGCUCCCUCCUGAGGCCUCACCUUCUUCCCCUAUAAAAUAGAUACCCGGAUCCCCAGCCCUGCCGACACAUGGCUGCUGUGAAGAUCAAGUGAGGGUGUGUGUGUGUGUGUGUAAGCACUUUGUAAGUGGUAAGGAGCUGUACAGACUGUAGUUAACGUUAUGAAUAAUAUCAAAGUUAAUUAGUUACUAUGAUCAUCUCCUCUUGAUAGCGACCAUUUUGAGAUUAGGCGAUGCUCCGAGCAUCCAGCCUCAGCAGCAUUUUAAAAGUUAGCCAGGCGUCAAGGCCAGACCAGGGCUGGGGCUGGGCUGCAGGAAGGGACAGUGGAAGGAAGGCAGAAGACAGUCAUCAGGUCUGAAAACACAACACCAGGGCACUGGAGUCUGGGGUCAAAGCUCCGCCCUGGAGCCCCCUCUUCCCAAUGCAGCCUUUAAAGAGACAGGCCUUUCUCUCAGCUUCUGGAAACCGCUCGCUCUCCUGCCCAGCACCUGGGCCACAGCAUCUCUGAGCCAGUAUACAGCUUCUAGAAGCCAUGCUCAUCUGCCUACAUUUAAUGAAGAGCUGAAUCCCUAAUGUCGCCCUUGUCUCGAAGAGCUUAGAAACAAAGAGUGGGAAAUUCAGCGGGGCCCACCUUCCCUGGGGAUGUUCACAGGUCCCCGAGUCCAGCUCCCUCGCUGAGCCUGUCUUCAGUGGCUGCAGUCCAUUCUCCUGUCUGGAACUCGGGGGCGUCAGAAUUGAGCUGCCACAGUAACUGCCCCCUCCUUCGCCACAUCACCAAAGCCAGAAGCUCCAUCCCUCCCAGCUCUGCCUGAGACUAAGGCAAAUUGGGGCAUUAAAAGCUCAGCUCCUA
Messenger RNA from Equus caballus (horse), 9182 nucleotides. It is a transcript of the gene RHO, whose product is annotated as rhodopsin. The record is from RefSeq and is a predicted model, not a curated record. NCBI's taxonomy places the organism in Eukaryota, Metazoa, Chordata, Mammalia, Perissodactyla, Equidae. Gene Ontology annotation, cellular component: photoreceptor outer segment; plasma membrane. Gene Ontology annotation, biological process: G protein-coupled receptor signaling pathway; phototransduction; visual perception. Gene Ontology annotation, molecular function: G protein-coupled photoreceptor activity.